Molecule: messenger RNA, 3149 nt
Organism: Adineta steineri
Lineage: Eukaryota; Metazoa; Rotifera; Eurotatoria; Adinetida; Adinetidae
Source: the annotation of a GenBank genome assembly
AUGUUUUCAAUCAUUGAAACUACUUAUGAAACAGAUGAACAAUUGAACGAGAUUUUACAUGAUGAGAAACGUAACUCUCAUCUUUUUAAUCUUGCUCAAGGUCUUGUCUUUCGAUGUCAUCUUAUUUACUACAAACAAAUCUCUUCAAAUCAUCUUCUUUCUCACAAAGAUCUACUUAUUUUCAAUUUUCAUCAUGCUCUAUUUGACUUUCCAUCAAUGCAGGUAUUUCAUCAUGAUCUCAAUCAAGCAUAUACAACAGGUCAAUUAUUGUACGAUGACAACAGUGAUCUUCGUUAUCUUGAUUAUGCUGUUACUGAACAACAAAUGUCAAUGACUGGUGCUAGUAUGUUUUGGCUUCAUGCUCUUCAUGAUUGUAAACUUGAUCAAACUUUACCAUUGCCAUUUGAUCGAUAUCGUCUCUCAAAUGAACAUCGAACUGGUCGUGGAACAUCUGUUUCUUUCCAUUUUGGUCAAGAUCUCUCACAUGAUUUUCUCACUCAUGCAUCAUCAAAUAACAUAUCACUUGAACAUCUCACAUUUGCUAUUAAUUUCAUUUUUCUUUUUAAAUUAACUAAUGGACAAACAGAUUUAUGUCUGGCUAUGAACAUUAAUAAUAAUCGAUAUAGAGAUGAACUCAAAUCAAUUAUUGGAUUGUUUGAAAAUAUCGUUCCAUUACGAUGUCAAUUAGAUCCACAUUGGUGUUUUCAUGAAUUACUCAAACAUGUUCAAGACAUAACAACAAAUAGUAUGAAAUAUUCAUAUUUUCCACUCCAACGUAUUCUCAAUCAACAUCCACAUAUUUCAAAACAUGCAUUUUUGGAUAUAUCUCUGGAAUUUAUAUCAUACGAGAAUAAUAAUACAGUGAUGAUUGGUGAUUCUCAACUUGUUCCAGGAUCUUUCUCAUUUAAUAUUAAAGAAGAUGAGAUAUUAAGUGCAUCCGACUUCUCACUUUCUAUUUAUCACGAUAUAAACAUGAAUCAACUGUCAUGCACAAUCAAUGCAUCACUUGACAUAUUCAAUAGAAAUACAGCGGAGAAGAUUUCACAACGAUUUCAUUUCAUCUUACAUCAAUUAUCUGCAUCUGUUGUUGAUAAUCAAAUGAACAAACCAAUCUAUGAACUAUCAUUAAUAUUGCCAAAUGAACGAUAUCUAAUGCAAUCAAUGAAUAAUACACAAAUAUCAUUUUCAUCUCCUCUCACUUGUAUUCAUCAUGAGUUUGUGCAUCAAGUAAUGAAAUAUCCACAAAAACUAGCUGUUGAACUAGAUGAACAAUCAUUGACAUAUUGUGAACUUCUAUAUUAUGUUCAAGUAUUAUCAUUAACUCUUCUCAAUGAAUAUUUUAUCACUCCAGGUACGGUUGUAUGUCAAUGUGUUGAGCGAAGUUUGUCAAUGGUGAUUGGUAUUAUGGGAAUUGAAAUGGCAGGUGGUGUUUAUUGUUCAUUAUCACCUCGAGAUCCACAACAUCGUUUGCAUGCAUUCAUACAACAAACACAAAGUCGCCUUGUUCUUGUUCAUUGGUUGACCAAAAUGGAAUUUAAUAAUGAUAUUCUAUUAGCUGAUAUUCAUUCGAUACUUGCUAAUAAUGAUGUAAUAAGCGAUGCUGAUUUUGAUCGACUAUCAUGUAUUACAGUCACACCUAAUAAUAUUGCUUUUAUCAUUUUCACAAGUGGUUCAACGGGAAUACCGAAAGCGGUAACUGAAGCUACUAUAGUUUCUACCUUUUAUAGAGUACAUUCCAUGACUAAUACACAAAGUAUUCCAAUUGGUACGCCAAUUUCUAAUUACCGAUGUAUGAUUAUAAAUGAAUAUUCACAACAAUCAAUCCCUAAUCAAGAUGGUGAAUUAUUUAUAGGAGGUAUUGGUGUCUUCGCUGGUUAUCUUAAACGUGAUGAUUUAACAGCAAAAGCUCUUAUCGAAAUAGAUGGUGAACUAUUUUAUCAAACAGGUGAUCUUGUUACAAUGGAUAGCAAUGGUCUUCUUCAUUAUCAAGGAAGAAAAGAUCAUCAAAUCAAACUACAUGGACAGCGUAUUGAACUUGGUGAAAUCGAACGAUGUUUACUCAACAUUGCAUCCAUAUCUGAUUGUGUUGUCAUGAAAUGGAAAGAUGAUUAUUUAGUUGCUUAUGUUCAAAGUUCUGAUGUUAAUGAACAGGAGUUGCGUGAACAUUGUCAAUCUCAUCUUCCACCACAUAUGAUUCCAUCUUUCUUUAUUAUACUUGAUAAAUUACCUUUGAAUCAAAAUGGAAAAAUAGACAGAAAACAUCUACCACCACCUAAUUUUUCAUCGUCGACUGACAAUCGUGAUGGUAAUGUGCCGCGCAACACCUUAGAACAACAGUUACAAGAUAUAUUUGGCCAAGCUUUUCAUAUCGAAUCUCCUCAUGUUGAAAUUCCGUUUGGUCAACUUGGUGGAACAUCGUUGGAUGCUAUCCUUGCACUUACAUUGAUUCGUCAACAAAUCUGGAAUAAAGUUGACAUUGGUCUUUUAUUUACUAAUCCAUCUGUUCGACAACUGGCUCAAGCUAUAAAACCUUUAUUAAUUUUCGAAGAACUACAAGAGACAGCUUCCACAGUUAAUGAAUUUCAUGAAAUACAUGAUUAUCUUGCACCUUCAUUUGUCAUCGAAUCUUUAGGUGUUAUGCUUCUUGUUUGCCAGUGGUUGUUAUCAAUCAUGAUCAUUCAUCGAUGGUGCCCACUUCUUUUUCCUAUCUUACCAGUAUGCCAUCUGCUAUUCUAUAUCAUAUACUCACGUCUAAUUUCACCGCGAAACAUCAAAGACCACAAUAUUUUCUCUUGGAACUAUUAUCGUUGGUGGUUUUUAGAUCGACUAUGGAAUAAUAAUACAUUUUGGCUACAACAUAUACUUGGUACACCUUGGUACAAUUACUAUCUUCGUCUUUGUGGUGCUCGAGUUAGUCUGAAUGCACAUAUUUAUACGACAACCAUUGAUGCUCCAUGGUUGUUAGAUAUUGGUGAUGAAACUUGGAUUGCUGAUAAAACGAAUUUAAACUGUUUAUAUUUCAAUGAUGACUAUACUUUUGCAUUACAUUCAAUUAGAAUUGGUUGCUAUUGUUCAAUUAGUGUUCGAUCAAUUCUGUUUGGAGGAGUUGAUAUGCAAGAUAAUAUUAUUGUUCAGCCUAUGUCAUCAGU